CUAUCAUUUAGGAAAAUUACCGGCAAGUUCUAAUUGUUUCUGUACUCUUUCAGUUCAGUUGGGAUUCUGGAGCCCUAGAACUAGAAGGAACAGAAGGACGAGUCGGUAAUUUAUGAGGAAAGCUUCAGAGAAUUUUUUUUAAAAGAAAUUGUGUGUUGGAAUUUGAAGGUUCUUGUGAGACGAUUCUUGUUUUAGCUUGGGAUUAGCAAAAGAGACAUGGAUAAUAGCUUAGCUGAGGUGCUCUAUUCAGAAAGUUUGCAGCUAUCCAAAUUACACUUAGACCAUUCUUCAACUGCCAAUGGUUUCAAUGAGGCCAACGUUCAGGCUGGAGAUGGAUCUUUAUGGGGUGAUUCUGAUGACGAGUUGGAUAAAUUAUCUGAUUUAGACCGGGAAUGGCAGAGGAGGCAUGACCAAUUCCAGACGAUUGGAUAUCGUGAUGGCCUGAUAGCGGGGAAAGAAGCUUCUGCACAAGAAGGUUUUAAUAUUGGCUUUAAGCAAUCAGUUUUUGCCGGGUGCAACAGGGGCAUUGCUAGAGGUGUCACCAGUGCGCUCGCUUGUCUUCCGAAUACAUUGAGGGAGAAGUUGAUUGAAACACCAGAAAAGAGAGAUAAAUUCCGGGAGUUAUGUGAUUCCGUGAAUUCUCUGUCGACUACAGAUGCAUUUAAGUUGUUUCAUGAUGAUAUUAUGUCAAAGAAAGCUGUGGAGCAGAGUGAGCCUGGCCAGGCUGGUGUUAGUGCAGGUGGUUUGCGAGAACAAAGCUCAACUUCUGGUAGUUUGGGGAAAUAUACUGCAGAGCUUCAGUCACUUCUUCUAGAAUCACCCAAAAUCAAAAUACAAUUCUUCCAUCAAGAAGUUUCAACUCCUGAUGUUUGUUGAAAACUAAAUGCACAUUCUUGUUUCCGUCUGUGAAGUACAAACAUAGAACUAGUCAUGGCAUCUUAAUUUGCUAAGAAGUGUUUAGGACUUUGUUAUUUAUACAUGAAUAUACUUCUGAGGUUGACAGUGUUUACCUCAUGCAGAUACUAAUUGACUUGUACAAUUAGAAAAAAUUUUCUUUCUGAGAUAAAUGUAAUAACCAAACUCAGUUUUUCCCCCUAAAAUAUCUGAUUCUGAUGAACAAUAGUUUGUCUAAAUUCUGUCGUCUGUUCAAUUUAUAUGGGCAUGUUUAACAGUCGAUAAUGCUUGACGGUCACGAGUUGUGUAUAUUUAAGGUUUUUAGGGUUUAUGAAGGAUUUUUAAAGACUUUUAAUGUUUUCAAGAGAUUUUUAAUUUUUUAUUAUUUAUUCACAUUUUUAAUUUUUUUUUAUAUUUUUUCAAGGAUUUUUGGGCUCUUUUUAAGCAUGUUUAAGGUCAUUCUAAGUAUUUUUAAAUUUUUUUCAUGGAUUUCAAAGGAUUUGUGUGGUGUUUUCAAGGAUUUUCUAGAAAUUUUAAAGAUUUUUAAGGUUAUUUGAUUCUUUUGCAAUGAUAUUCUGCACUUAGAUUUAUCAGAAUUAGAAUGAUCUACUCUUUGUCAUUAUCAAUAUUUUACCUCAACUUUGUACUAAUUAGUAUCUUUUAAUAUGUUGAUAAUGCUGGACCUCAGGAGAAUGAUAUAAUUGAUAAUGAUUAUAUUAGGAUCUC
Messenger RNA from Theobroma umbraticum, 1620 nucleotides. NCBI's taxonomy places the organism in Eukaryota, Viridiplantae, Streptophyta, Magnoliopsida, Malvales, Malvaceae. The record is from RefSeq and is a predicted model, not a curated record.